UUUGGCAGGCCUACUGUGGCUUGAUUUGGAUGACCCAAAUUCCCCAGAAGACCAGCCGUCCACAGCCAAACUCGACACUACUGCACCAGUCCCCGCCGCAUCGUCUGCAUUCAAGUGUAUGAUUAACAUAUUGGAGUUUAAGAAAACUUUGCAGUUCCUUGCAUGGAUGAACCAACCAUUUGCAAGCUUGCUUAAUUUGCAGCAUUUGGGAACAACUGAUAUUGAAAAGCUAAUGCUUGCUGGGUUGAUGACUCUACACUCGAUUGAGAACACCUCAACAUCAGAGCUAGAGAGGAUAUUGGAGAAACGCCCGCCGUUUGGUGAGCAGCUACUUGAUUCGGUUCGUCUUAUCCCAAAAUAUGUUCUUGAAGUGGAGCAGACGUGGUCGAGUGAUCCCAGCACGUUUGUCAUUCAGCUCUGCUUGAGAAGUUCAAGGCCAUCCGCAAGUGACACGGUGAUAGUGCUUGUUGGUGACGGCAACAAUAAAAUCAUUUGCAAACAUCGAUUGAAAUCAACAGAUAUAAUUGACGAUGGGUACAAAGAGGUGAUAUCUAUUCUAAGCAAAGAGGCUGGUCAACGGUUAUCAUUCAGCGUCAUCAGUACUAAUUUCGCCGGAAUUGACCUCCAUACAAGUUUCACUCCAACAUCUACGAUACCAAAUCUGAAAUCCAGAUUUCCGAGCUGCCAAACUCAGAGCAAAACCUGUGCACCUGAAGCUUUUCAUGACAUAUCCGUUGGUUACGUGGAAGAUACUGAAUUCUGCGCUUGUCAGCGAGAUAUAUGUGACGCCGAAGAAAAGGCUAGUAUACAGUGGCCAGAGGCUACAAGCACGCAGGCCCCGCAUGGUCCGUCCAAUUCACAAUUGUUUCGGGUCGGUUUCCCUCAGUCACCAAUCAGUGGCGUUGAACGAGUGUCGUCUACUCGGUUUCACAAAUCAACUCAGCAAGCGGGUGCGCCUGAAACGGGGAAACAAACAAUAAAACAACGAAACGGAACAAAAACAUCCAAACUGAAAUCCACUUUCACCUGGACCCCCGCAACACCGCACUCUACUCCAAAGAUUCCGCUGAUACAGACCUCGAUGCUAGAUUACAUGAGAUCACACCGAGGACAGAGCAAAGUUAUCACAAAGCCACUGUCCGAAAUGAUUCGUCCGCGAUCUCCCUUGAUUAACACACCUACGGCAGCAGUUCCAAAGUCCAUAACAACAGUGAACAGAAGUGAUCCGGUUUACAGAAAGUUCCGUUGGAGUCCACUCAACGACAUCAAUCAACACCAGAACAGUGGUCGGAUAAAGGGAGAGACCUUCGACCAACAGGACGUAAUCACAGUACCCAACCAGCUGAAGUUGCCUCAAGUAAGUAACCUAAUAGCAGAAAAUUUCGAAACUACUGCAUUGCAGGAGACUCCUCACAAUCCCAAAUGCGUGACGGAAGGCACGAGAUAUAUCAAUCAAGAUACAUUCACAGAGUAUCUCACAAAAGAAUGCGAAGACUGUGGUCUAUCAGUUAGUGACCUAGAUACUGAUAGACUGAGUUGGAGCCCGAUCAGCAUAAUAGAAAUGGCAGUGGAAGACGGGUAUAACCAACUGAAAGAAAGCAGUUUUGAAAACCUAUACCAGUCUCCAGUGGAGUUAGCGUUGUCACCCAAACAGUCGCUGUCGGACAAUGACUGUUUGAUGAUUCCUAAUCAAUCCUGUGAGGUCAUACUGGCUAAGGAGACGCAGACCAUCGAACAUGCCGGAGCGACGGAAUCGACAGCAAUCCCAACUGUGCCACUGGUGGAACGACUUCCGGAAUCCAUGAGUUUUCAAGGGCAGUACAUAAUGGGUGAUGGGUCGGCGACUGUAAAACGUAUCCAUACACCAAUUUCAUUCCCCGAAUUCAAUAGGAAUGGAGAAAACCGUCCACGUUUUAGCAUGACUCCGCGAGAGAACCUGGAGUGUACUAAAAAAGCGAGUAACCCAUUGCUCUCGUCGAGUGCGGCACGGGAAGUGAUCACUACUAGUCAUAACCAAAGUGUCACUCCAACUGUCCCUCAGCCUUUCGAGUUUAAAGCACCAACCGACAUACGGUUCGAAAAACUUCUGCAUAAAUGGAGACGCCUUAAUAAUCAGGAAGAACCUACAAACAAACCAGCGUUUACUGUUGACAUGGACUUGAUCAAUGAAGGUUGGGAAGAACUGGCAUGUUGGAUACGUGUUACGGAGAUAUGCUCCCAGUACAAUGUGGAAGACUUGUUGGUUCGAACUGGUAUGCAAGAAACUCCCCGAACGACAGAUUCAAACCGGCAAACCAAACGAGCGCUGAACGGAGGGCUUACAGAAGUGAUCAAAACGACAACCGUACAGACGCUCGGUGAAGAAGAAGCGAACACCAAGCACGACACUCCCGGCAGUUCGAAGAGGCCGCCUGUUGAUUUAGACCAGUAUCCGAACCCAUUGGCUGCGAGUGAAGAAUG
Messenger RNA from Opisthorchis viverrini, 2460 nucleotides. RefSeq lists its product as hypothetical. The transcript is spliced from 8 exons. The record is from RefSeq and is a predicted model, not a curated record. The annotation marks the transcript as partial. NCBI's taxonomy places the organism in Eukaryota, Metazoa, Platyhelminthes, Trematoda, Opisthorchiida, Opisthorchiidae.